Molecule: messenger RNA, 2587 nt
Organism: Juglans microcarpa x Juglans regia
Lineage: Eukaryota; Viridiplantae; Streptophyta; Magnoliopsida; Fagales; Juglandaceae
Product: telomere repeat-binding protein 4
Molecular function (GO): protein binding
Source: RefSeq, a predicted model, not a curated record
CGUGGUUUUUCUAUAUGGGGUUUUUCUGAGGUAGAAAAACAAAAAACAAAAAAAGAAAGAAAGGAAAUUUUAGAGAGAGAGAGAGAGAGAGAGAAACAGAGAGAUUCCAAGUGUUCUCAUUUGAAUUUGCAUAGAUCUUCUUGCAUUUGCGGCAAAUCUCUGAUCUUGAUAUUUUCUUCGUCUUCGGAAUUGUGUUUUUUCCAUCAAAACUGUUCUCGAUGGAAACUCUGGUCUUUGAACGUAAUUUAGAUGGAUUCUAAACCGAAGAUCUUUUUCCAAGAGUGAGAGGGAUCUGAGUGGUGAUGCUUCGUUUUGUUUGAUGAAUUCUUGUUGCCAUGUAUGUCUAAGAUAUGGUGUUUAAGAAGAGGCUAGAUCAUGGAUUUAAUGGCUUCCGGGUCCCCGCUAUACCUAGAGCUCCCAGAUCUGUUAGAAGGAGGGGUCUGUGUAAGAAAGUUGAGGAUAGUCAAAUCUGUGCAUUUGAAUUACUGGCUUCUAUAGCUGGCAAGUUAUUGCAGGAAAGUGAAAGUUCUGCUUCUAGUAAUGCGUCUGAAGGAAAUGAUCAACCUGCCAGUGGCAAAGGUGCCGUUAAACAGGAACAACAAGAUGAGGGCAAAUCAUACAAGGCAGGGUGGAUCUGUCAGGGAAGUUGCGGAGAAGGUUCUUUUGCCUCUGAGAUGGCAUCGCAAAACAACAGUCACAAGUGCAUCCUGAAGGAAAUUUCACAUGCUGAUAGUGAUGAGGUUUUGGAACGCAAUUCCAUUGUUAAUAAUUCUGAUUGCUCACAGAAAGUCAGCAUCAAUGUGACCGACUUUGGAAAGAUCUCUAGUAAAGUAGAGGGAGGCUCCACACAUUUUGGGGAGUCUUUUGACGGUAAUGUAAAUGAAAUUGAAAGACUGAAUGAGUUUGGGGGUUUAAAACUGAAGGUGCCUAAUACAUGUAGUUCAAAGGAUUCAAUGGAAUUGUUUCUGAAAUCUCCCACAGUGAUAAAAUCUGACAGCAAUGUUGAAUUGCCAUUGUGCCAGGACUUGGCACCUGAUACUUGUUUUUCCAGAUAUAGGAAUGAUGUUAAGUUAGGUAGUAGAGAUGAUGAUGAAAAUUUUUCCAGGUGCUUUAAACCUAGCACCAAGGCAAAGGCUUUUAGGUCUCCACCACGUGUUGCAAACCGAAGAAUAAGGAAACUACUUACUUCCAGAUACUGGAAAGCAGCUCCAAAAUUGAAGGAUUGUGAACUUUCUAGAACUGAUGGAUUAAAACAGUUUUAUCGCAAGAGGAAACCCUGUUGCAACCGUCAGCGUGAUGUGCUCUUUAAGAGGAGGAAAAUGUUUGACCAAAGUUCGGUAGUGAUUUCUGAUGGUGGGUUCAGUUGUGAAAGUGUUUCUAAUUCGCCGGAGAAAUGCAUGACUGAAGAUAAGAACGACGCAGCUACAAUUUUGAAUGGAGCAAAUGGGGUAUCAUCUUCAGUUCUUGGUCAUCAAGCUCCCUUCCAUUCCAAGGGUUCUCAUGUGAAGUUUAGCAUCAAGUCCUUCAGGGUGCCAGAGCUUUUUAUUGAUGUCCCAGAAACUACCACUGUUGGUUCAUUGAAGAGGACUGUUAUGGAGGCAGUAACUGCUGUACUUGGAGGUGGAUUACGUGUUGGGGUUCUUCUUCAAGGGAAGAAGGUUAGGGAUGAUAACAGAACACUAAUGCAGACGGGAAUUUCUCAUAAAGACAAUAUGGAUUCUCUGGGUUUCACAUUGGAGCCCAGUACUGUGCAAAUUCCUCCACCUUUGUGCUCUAGCGAUCUUCCUCUUCUGAUACCGUGUGACCCUUCUCAACUUUUAACCAGAUCCCCAGGAAAUCCUGCUGUAGAGAUCUCUGAUCCGUUAACCGACCCUCCUCCACCGACCAAUUUGGGAAACCAUGUUGAGAGUAACGACAAUACAGUUUCCUCCCAUAUUGACACGACUGACAAAACAGAGCCGGAUUCCAAAGCUCUAGUUGCUCUUCCAGCAAUAAGCAUGGAGGCACUGGCUGUGGUUCCCUUGAAUGAAAAAACAAGGCAUUCUGAAAUCGUACAGCGUCGAACGAGGAGACCAUUCUCUGUAUCGGAAGUAGAAGCAUUGGUGCAUGCAGUCGAGGAACUUGGAACUGGGAGGUGGCGUGAUGUUAAAUUGCGUUCUUUUGAGAAUGCAGACCAUCGAACUUAUGUGGACUUAAAGGACAAGUGGAAAACAUUGGUUCAUACAGCAAGAAUCUCGCCACAACAAAGAAGGGGUGAGCCUGUCCCCCAAGAGCUCUUGGACCGAGUUUUGGCUGCCCAUGCAUACUGGUCUCAACAUCCAGUUAAGCAACAUGGAAAGCAUCAGGCUGGAACCCUGAAGAUCAUGGAGACCCCAGCUGCUGAUGGAAAUGGAGUUGAAGGUAUCUAAUUGUUAUGAUGUAAAAAGAAAAGAAAUGUUGACAGGAGAUCAUCAGGAAACGAAAAUUGUACAAAUUAUUCAAUUUCAUGUAAUAUUCCCACACUCACUCAAUUCAUUGCCGGCAUCCCCUUUGUGGAGUCAUUGGCAUUUGUAAAUGGUUUGAUGGAAUAAGGUUACACAUUCUAACA